GGAGCGCCGCCGAAGGGGACUGUUUGCUCCUACGGGCUGUAGAUGGAGCUGUCCGGCCCCGGAGAGGGGGAAGGCGCCUGGAAAACGUUCUUCUUCUCCCUGGCCGGCCCGAGCGGGGAACAGCACUCCCAGGAUGCAGUUUGUGUCAACACGGCCGCAGCCUCAGCAGCUGGGCAUCCAGGGCCUGGGGCUGGACAGCGGGAGCUGGAGCUGGGCCCAGGCUCUGCCCCCGGAGGAGGUCUGCCACCAGGAGCCGGCGCUGCGCGGGGAAAUGGCCGAGGGAAUGCCGCCCAUGCAGGCUCAAGAAUGGGACAUGGAUGCCCGGCGACCGAUGCCUUUUCAGUUCCCGCCCUUCCCAGAUAGGGCACCCGUCUUCCCUGACCGCAUGAUGAGAGAGCCCCAGCUGCCCACAGCAGAGAUCUCGCUCUGGACCGUGGUGGCCGCCAUUCAGGCCGUGGAGAGGAAGGUGGAUGCCCAGGCCAGCCAGCUGCUAAAUCUGGAGGGGCGGACGGGCACCGCCGAGAAGAAGCUGGCGGACUGCGAGAAGACGGCCGUGGAGUUCGGGAACCACAUGGAGAGCAAGUGGGCCGUGCUGGGGACCCUGCUGCAGGAGUACGGGCUGCUGCAGAGGCGGCUGGAGAACAUGGAGAACCUGCUGAGAAACAGGAACUUCUGGGUGCUGAGGCUGCCGCCGGGCAGCAAGGGGGAGGUCCCCAAGGUUCCGGUGACCUUUGUCGACAUCGCUGUCUACUUCUCUGAGGAUGAGUGGAAGAACUUGGACGAGUGGCAGAAGGAGCUUUACAACAACCUUGUCAAGGAGAACUACAAAACCCUGGUGUCCCUGGACGCGGAGGGCGCGGUGCCCAAGCCGGAUGCGCCAUCCCAGGCGGAGCCCAGGGAAGAGCCUUGUGUGUGGGAGCAGCGUGACCCAGAAGAGCGAGAAAUCCUAAUGGAUGCAGACACAGGAGCGGAGCCCCUGGUGCCUGCACAGGAUUCGUCCUCUCAGGUAAAGCGGGAGGAAGCCCUAUGUGUCCGGGGCCAGCGGGGCCUGGAGGAAAGAGCCAUCCCCACGGAGUCCAUUACUGACUCACCAGCCUCCGCCCAGGACCUCUUGUCCCGGAUUAAACAGGAGGAGCACCCGUGCGUAUGGGAUCAGCAGGAUCUGGCAGAGAGAGAUAUUCCAACGGACCCCAAUUCAGAGUCUCUGAUCUCAGCACAUGACAUUCUGUCGUGGAUCAAACAGGAGGAGCAGCCAUACCCGUGGGGCCCACGUGACUCCAUGGAAGGAGAGCUCGGAUUAGACUCUGGCCCCAGUGACAGCCUGCUGCUGGUGAAGAACCCGCCCCCCGCCCCGCAGCAGCCGCAGCAGCCGCAGCCGCAGCCGCAGCCGGCUCCGCCGAGCCUGGCGGUGCUCCCGGCGGCCGAGACGGCGGCGGGCGGCGGGCCCCCGGACGACGGCUUCCCCGCGCUGGCCGGGGAGCGGGGCGCGGGCGGGGCGCAGGGGGGCGGCGGGGGCGCGGGCGGGGGGCCCGGAGGCGGCGGCUGCGGCAGCUGCUGCCCGGGCGGGCUGCGGCGGAGCCUGCUCCUGCACGGCGCGCGCAGCAAGCCCUACUCGUGCCCCGAGUGCGGCAAGAGUUUCGGGGUGCGCAAGAGCCUCAUCAUCCACCACCGCAGCCACACCAAGGAGCGGCCGUACGAGUGCGCCGAGUGCGAGAAGAGCUUCAACUGCCACUCGGGCCUCAUCCGCCACCAGAUGACGCACCGCGGCGAGCGGCCCUACAAGUGCUCCGAGUGCGAGAAGACCUACAGCCGCAAGGAGCACCUGCAGAACCACCAGCGGCUGCACACGGGCGAGCGGCCGUUCCAGUGCGCGCUCUGCGGCAAGAGCUUCAUCCGCAAGCAGAACCUGCUCAAGCACCAGCGCAUCCACACGGGCGAGCGGCCCUACACGUGCGGCGAGUGCGGCAAGAGCUUCCGCUACAAGGAGUCGCUCAAGGACCACCUGCGCGUGCACAGUGGCGGCCCCGGGCUCGGCGCCCCUCGGCCUCUCCAGGCGCCACCAGAGCACGACUAGGGCUGGGCUGGGGGAGGGGAGGGCCCGGCGGCAGGAGCAGGGGGUGGGGAGCGGCCCCGGGCUGGGGGCGCGUCCGGAACACCCCCCCCCCCCAACCCGAUCCUGCCCGUGGUUCGUGGUUCUCUGCGCGCCUUCCCUCCCUCCACCUGCCGCCCGCUGGAAAUUGGGAAGAGGAAUUGCACUCCAGACAGGGUCCUCCGGGGGGGGGGGGGAAGGGGGGGGGUUGGCAGGGGCCCCUAGACCUGUCCGGCCUGAACGGACGGCCAGCUCAUCUCAUAGGGUGGACCAAGGGGCCAGCUGAGCGUCUUCCCCAAGGGAAGGUGCCAGAGGGACAGUGAAGAGGCGACAGCCUUCGGGCACUCCCCUCAGGCACCUGGCGCGCCCCAUUGGCCGCGGGGGUCACGGACUGUGAUCAGGGGAAGCAACUAGGGAGUCCCAGAAGCCUUCUGAGCGAAAGAAAUGAGGUCCUAAGGUUAAGAGAUGCCGAGUAGGUUAGCCAAAGUGUGUCGGUGAAAUGAGGGAUGGGCUAAGGGGUAACGUGUCUUAUGACAGCACUGCCUCGCGUUCCAAUAGCGCUUUGUACUUUUUUAAACGUGUUUUCUAUCCGUCA
Neofelis nebulosa (Clouded leopard) is the source of this 2684-nucleotide messenger RNA. It is a transcript of the gene ZNF282, whose product is annotated as zinc finger protein 282. Gene Ontology annotation, biological process: regulation of DNA-templated transcription. The record is from RefSeq and is a predicted model, not a curated record. NCBI's taxonomy places the organism in Eukaryota, Metazoa, Chordata, Mammalia, Carnivora, Felidae. The coding region runs from base 134 to 2074 and encodes 646 amino acids. The transcript is spliced from 8 exons.